Molecule: messenger RNA, 1688 nt
Organism: Aspergillus calidoustus
Lineage: Eukaryota; Fungi; Ascomycota; Eurotiomycetes; Eurotiales; Aspergillaceae
Source: the annotation of a GenBank genome assembly
AUGACAGACACAAAGAACGACAUCACGCAUGUCGAAGACCUCGAAGAAGCCGGCAUCGCUCCACCAAAGGACAAGGUGAUGGGAACCGUCAAGCUGACAGAUGGUUUGAUCGUGUAUAUUCCGACGCCUACCGCGGAUCCGCAGGAUCCAUUGAACAUGCCGCUAUGGCAGAAGUGGAUUGUCCUCGUCGUCAUUUCCAUCUUUUCCACGCUCGGUCUCGCGCUCGUGAGCGGCUUUGGUGGACUGUUAGGCUUCUAUAUACCUGGGUAUGAGGCUGUUGGCAAGGGGUAUGCGGAUAUUACGCAUUUGAUGACAUAUCCGACUCUCUUCAUGGGUAUCGGAAACCUCAUCGGCAUGCCCCUAGCCAUUGGGGUCGGCCGUCGAAUUGUUCUUCUAGGUUCAACCGUCGUUCUCGUCAUCGGUGCAGUUGUCUGCGCGCUGGAACAGAACUAUGAAUGGCAUCUCUGGGCGCGCUGCGUUGUCGGACUUGCAGCCGGGCAAAGCGAGGCGUUAGUUCCUAUGAUCACACAGGAAAUCUUCUUCCUCCACGAACGCAGCAAAGGCCUGAUGGGCCAACAAGCCAUCCAAGUGAGUCUAACCGCCGUCUGGGUCCUCUUCGCCGGCCCAAUCGCGGACAGCAUCACGCCGCAAUGGUGGUACGGCCUCGGCGCUGCGCUUGCCGGCGCCCAGCUGGUUCUCGCCUUCUUCUUCGUCCCCGAGACGAAAUACCAGAGACCCAUUGCCUCGUUCCAGGAGGGCGAGUCGGGGGAUGAGACGGACGCCUCGUCGCAGAUGAAGCGGGAUGCUGGGGUGGCUAUGUGCACUGAGCGUCCACCACUGGAUUUCGAACGGUACGCGCCUCGCACGUGGAAAUCAGAUAUGCGUCUCUGGGUUGGGGAGCCGGAUUGGUGGAAGGUUUGGGAGGUUCUACGGCAAACCUUUGAGCUCCUCCUCUUCCCCAACGUCUUCUGGGCCCUGUGCCUAAACGGCCUCACCAUCGGCGUCAACAUCGCAAUCGGAACAACUUACGCCAACAUCCUGCACGCACCGCCCUACAACUGGCCCAACAAGUCCGCCUCGUACGUCAACUGCGGCCAGAUCGUCGUCGCACUCCUUGCUCUCCCUCUACUCGGCCACGGAUCCGACUACCUCGCCAAGUACUUUGCGAAGCGGAACAAUGGCGUUCACGAGCCCGAGACGCGGAUUAUCAGUCUGAUCUUCCCGAUUAUCGUGGGGACGUUCACGGCGGCGCUGUAUGGUGCGGGAGGCGCGAAUCCUGACAAGUAUCACUGGUUUGUUUUUGCUUGGGCCGUGGCCGCGUAUUAUUUUUGCUUUGUAGGUGCGAAUAUUGUGGCGAUUACAUACCUCUUGGAUUCGUAUCCCGCGCGCGCUGGGCCGUUGCUUGUGAUUAUUUGUGCGUUCCGUGGCAUCAUCUCGUUUGGGACGAGUUAUGGGACGGCGCCGUUUGUCGAGAGUCAUGGAUAUGAUGGGGCAUUUGGGACGUUUGCGGGGCUCACGGCUGCGAUGUGGCUCUGUGGAAUACCCAUUUACGUUUUCGGAAAGCGGAUUCGAGGGGUUACGGGGAGAUUUGCGAAGGACAAGGUUGUCUGAGGGACUCGGGCUUAUGCAAGUGGCUGGAUACUUAGGCUUGAUGGAUGAUAUAUAACGAAAUGUGCGUCGGGACGGAG